UGCAUUCGCUCCUUUUAUGUUUAUGGGUGUGUGGUCAAGCCUUUGCAAGUAGUUGAACAGUAAUACACCAUUUCACACAGUAAUGCUAAUAUCUCUUCAGAGGAAAAAUCAAACAUCAACUAGCCCUUCAAUUCAAUGGAUUUCGUUUUCCAAAUUACUGAGUUUCCAUUGAUAUAACUUCAGCUGUACUCAAUCUUGUUUUUGUAUACAUAGGGAACUAAGAUUCCCCAAAAAGAAAAAGCAAAGCAAGAUUCAGAAGAAGAAAGAAACAUUUAAAAGAUCUUUACUUCUUUUUUUUUCUGAACUUGUGUUCUAAGGCUGAUUUAAUGGGUUUUUCUUUUAACUCUUUACGUUUUUCUUCUUCUCCCAAUUCUUCAUUGUUAACUUCAUUCUCUUCGUGUUUGAAUUCUACCCAAUCAAAUCAGAGGUUGCAUAAAAGGGGUGUUUCUUUUUCUGAUUCUCCAUCAACUUCUGUAGAAUUUAGUUCCAGAAUUGCCUUCACGCCCAACAAGCGAUUUCCUGCUAUUAAGGCACACGCUACCGCUACACGAACUGAGGAACCAAAAUGGUGGGAACGAAAUGCAGGGCCUAACAUGCUUGAUAUUCAUUCGACACAAGAAUUCUUGGAUGCUCUGUGUCAGGCUGGAGAUAGACUUGUUAUUGUAGAAUUCUAUGGAACAUGGUGUGCUUCCUGCAAAGCACUAUUUCCCAAGUUCUGCAGAACAGCCCAGGAACACCCCGAAAUCAUGUUUCUGAAAGUCAAUUUUGAUGCAAAUAAGUCAAUGUGCAAAGCUUUGAAUGUAAAAGUCCUCCCAUAUUUCCAUUUCUACCGCGGAGCUGAUGGACAGCUAGAGUCCUUCUCUUGCUCACUGGCGAAAUUCCAGAAGAUAAAAGAUGCAAUCCAAUUACAUAACACAGACCGCUGCAGUAUUGGCCCGCCAAUAGGAGUGGGAGACCUCACACUUGAACUCCUUUCUGGGACAAAGGAUAUAUCCGCUGCAGCUUCUUCUACUUAGAGUUGCUUGUGUGUUUCAAUCUCUAUAUUAAUAGCUUGCGUUCGAGCAACCACGAAAGAUAUUUACGAUGGUUUCUAUGUAUGGUCAUUGUCACUUUUUGGUUGCUACGUACAUUUUGCACCACUCUAGUUAAUGAUGUAAUUAUAUGCUCCAUUCUUUGAUACCAUUGAUACUUGCAGCUUAUAUGGGAUUAUUCAAUGUAAUUUUGUUCAUUAUGUGGACCAUUUGAGUCAAAAGCACUACUUCUUGUCAUU
This is a messenger RNA of Solanum dulcamara, 1270 nucleotides long. Its product is annotated as thioredoxin-like 2, chloroplastic. Bases 327 to 1016 code for a protein of 229 amino acids. NCBI's taxonomy places the organism in Eukaryota, Viridiplantae, Streptophyta, Magnoliopsida, Solanales, Solanaceae. Gene Ontology annotation, biological process: cell redox homeostasis. The record is from RefSeq and is a predicted model, not a curated record. The transcript is spliced from 4 exons.